GUGUGUGUGUGUGUGUGAGGCUGAGGAUGGUGUGGGGCAGAGCAAUGUGCUGUCUUGCCUACGCCUCAGUUGGGAGUGAGCUCUUCUAAGGUGCAGGUCUCUCUCUCUCUCCCUCUUUCGCUCUCUCUCUUUCUCUGCCUUCUAAGCUAAACACAGCACCCUGGACACUUCCACUUUCAGUAUGAGAGUACUGCCGGAAAUUCUCCGAGGACAUAUACGUAAAGGAUCUCUCAUAGGGCUCAGCAGGUAAGCCAGCCUUUGUACUGAGUUGUUUGGAGGGUGCUGUUGCUGUCUAGAUGCCACUUCACAGCAGAGAUGGAGAACGCCUACCUGAGACACAAACUUCUAUGGAUCUACCUUGUGACUAAACUGUGAAGUUAGAAAUGGAAGCCAUUUAUGUGCUGUCUUUAGAGGGGCACCACUCUCUGGCAAUGCUAGAAUCUCCCAAAAUGACCAUUUCAGCACCUACAUCCUCAGAAGUGAUUGCUGGGGACGUUAUGCCACCUUCAGGUGACGCCCCUGUAGAGAACGGAAAUGACCUGAAACGGUUUGAACCGCUUUCCCAGGAGACUGGCGGAUUUACUCAGAUCAAGAGACGACAGGAAAAGACAGGUGCCUUGGAGGCGGGCCAACAGAGCGAUGGAAGUACCAGGGGCUUUUCUGAGCUUAACUGUGUCUCGAGCUCAGGCUCCUUCAGUCACUCUCCAGACGGGGAGAAGCACGUAUCCCGUACCCAGAUGUACACAAACGGACCAGAACGUAUACUAUCUUCUGAAAAUACCAAUCCGAGUACGACUGAAGUAACAGAGAAGCGCACGGAGGAGCCGAGGGUCAUUGCAGCAACAAACUGUGCUGUAGAAAAUGGCCACAAUCUCAGCCAUUCGGAUAUGGGGGAUCUGACGCUGAUUGGUGUUGCACCAGAGGUUGUUCAUAGUGAAGUUCUUUCAGCCCAUCCCACUGUAAAUGGACAUGAUGUUGGUGUUUGGCCCCACUCUCAGUUUCCAUGUCCCGUCCCAUCUCUAGUGGUCGUUACGGACCAUUCCACCCCCCUAAGUGUCCUCACCUCUGAAGGCUCUGCUCCAGUGGCUGGCCAGUGUGAUUUCCCCUGCAUCAUCAAGCACAAGCCCAGCUCCAUCACCUUCGCCGAUUACAACUACCCCCCGUGUCACCAGCAGAAUGCUCUCAUCAGUGAGAGCUCCGACGGCCGGGAGUAUUCUUCAGAGGAUGACAAUGACGCAGGCGGAGAUGAUGAGGAUGAAGAUGAAAACGAUGAGGAUGUGUUUCCUGAGCUGUUGCCAUGCAGAGAGUUCUUGGCCGGCCAGCACAGGAGGACAAGGGAAAGGCCUAGAAGGAGGGUUGCUGUGACGGAGAGUAGUGGCUCACCACUGGACCUCUCCAGCGGACACCUGGCUGAGGAUGAUAUCGGCCACACAAAGGAGUCUCCCCAGGUUCUGUCUCCAUGGUCGGAAUCCAUGUCCCAGCUGAUGAUGAAGCUGGACCAGCUCAACCUGGACAUAGAGGAGGCUCUGAGCGCCAGCUCGUCCCCUUCAGACACACCCGCCGCCACCCGCAGACACACAGCCAGCCCCAGCAACCCACAGCAGCGUGACGGUGUCUCAUGGAGGUCAGCCCAGUCGACCCAGUCUGCUGGCGCCGGUGGGGACCUUAGGGGACUGGACAUGGGGGAUUCUUUCGGACCGGACAAGGGCUCCAUCUCAGCCAUGAGCUCGGGCUCGGGCUCCGUCACAGGAACCAGAACUCGGCCAAAGAAAACGGAGAUGUCCACCAAAAAGAGGAACAAAGGCACAGAGAUCGAAGCGAAGGAGGCUUGUGAUUGGCUGCGGGCGGCAGGAUUCCCGCAGUACGCCCAGCUCUUUGAAGAUUCUCAGUUUCCCAUUGACAUCUCCCCUGUGAAGAAAGACCACGAUUUUCUAGACAAAGACCUUGUGGAACCCCUCUGUCGGCGACUCAACACGCUAAACAAGUGUGCAUCUAUGAAACUCGACGUGAACUUACCGAAAAAGAAAUGCGAGGACUCUGAUGAGGACGACCUGGUGGCCAUCAGCGACAAAUGGACAUUUGAGUGGAGCAGCCGGCGCUGGUCCAGAUUGCAGGACAUCGACGGCCUGCUGGGUCAGGGGGAGAGCCAUCGGGGUGGGGCUGGUGAGCCGGGCGAACCGGGCCUGGCCCUGCGCACCACCACCAGCAGCGAGAGUGUGCUGACGGACCUGAGCGAGCCCGAGGUGUCGUCCCUGCACAGCGAGAGUAGCGGCCACAGCGGGCACCACCGGGGCACCCACAGCGCCGAGGACUCGGACUGCUCCAGGCGGACGUGCUCGGACUCAGCCGCCACUAUGCCCGACUCCACAUCCCUUGCACUGCCGCACGGGACGGCCCUGCUGGCCGACGCCGGCCAGGGGUAUGGCUCCCUGCCGGCUAAAGGGGGGAAGCGGGCGCGGGUUAAGGACUUUGUGCGGCGGAUGGAUACGCUGAGGUCGCGCGGGGGCCAUGCUGGCAGCGGCCGCAGGCCUCCAAUUAUCAGCGCCCCUGUUUUACAGCAGGAGCCGAAGGUACUAAGGACACUGAGGUGUGUGGAAAUUGUGAACGGUGACACGAGUGGGGGCCUGGAUUUGGCCCCUCGCAUUCCGAUGCUAACGAUUGCCCCGUGCCCGUCCAGCAGUGAGGGCAGCAGCAGCCAAUCCAGUGGCAGCGCAGUGAGCACGCCCAGUAUGAAGGAGCGGCGGCCACAUCGCCAUGGCAACGAGAGCGGCGGAGGCGGCCGGGCAGGGCCGGAUAGCAGGCGGGGUGGCAUGUACCUGGAGGACGCCGUAGAUGCUCUGGUGGAGCACCACCGCCGAGAUGAGUUCCGCUCCUAUGAGGACCUGGUGGUACACAUCCCCAAGGACCACAAGCCCGGCACCUUCCCCAAGGCGCUUUCCAUCGAGAGCCUGUCACCCACCUCCUCCGGCCUCCACAACGUUGUUGCCGACUGGCACUCUAUGGGCAGGGCCAGCCUGGAGGUUCCCCAACAGCGGCCGCCCAGCAUCAGGGUACCGCGGCCCGUCACCCAGUGCUGCUCGCGGGGGAGCCGGAUCAGCGUGUACGACAACGUCCCCGGCUCGCACCUGUACGCCAGCACGGGGGACCUGAUGGACCUGGAGAAGGAAGAGGACCUGUUUCCGCACCUGGACGACAUCCUGCAGCACGUCAGUGGCCUCCAGCAGAUUGUGGACCAUUGGACCAAAAAUGUGUUGCCUGCCGGGGAGGGGGAGUGCGACAGCGAUGGGGGAGGAGGAGGAGAUGGGGCCGAGGGGGAGGGAAAGAGGCCAGACCUACAGUCCUCCAGCCAGAUCACGCUGGACUUUGAGGGCAACUCGGUGCUGGAGGGACAGACGACGCCCAGCGACGGGGACCGGGACGGCGUGUCCCUGAAUGAAACGGAGCCCGGCGGCAUGAGGGAGAGGAGAGACUCCGGGGUUGGAGCAUCACUCACAAGACCUAACCGACUGCGCUGGCCCAGCUUUCAGAUAUCCAAUCGCCUGAGCCAUUCAAUGGCCUCCCUUCAGAUCACCAACCAAUCAGGUGGCCAGAUGUGUCUAUUGCAGAAGUUCUCUCUCCUGCGGCUCACAGCCAUCAUGGAAAAGUACUCCCUGUCCAACAAACAUGGUUGGACCUGGGCAGUGCCCAAGUUCAUGAAGAGGAUGAAGGUGCCCGACUAUAAGGACAAGAAUGUGUUUGGAGUGCCUCUGAUUGUGCAGGUGCAGCGCACGGGUCAGCCCCUGCCCCUCAGCCUCCAGCAGGCCCUGCGCUACCUCAGGAGCCAGUGUCUGGACCAGGUGGGUCUGUUCCGUAAGUCGGGGGUUAAGUCUCGCAUUCAGGCGUUGAGGCAGAUGAACGAGAACUCCCCAGACGAUGUGAACUACGAGGAACAGUCUGCAUAUGACGUGGCAGACAUGGUCAAACAGUUCUUCAGAGACCUCCCUGAGCCACUGCUCACAAGCAAACUUGGAGAGACUUUCCUGCAUAUCUACCAAUAUGUGCCAAAAGACCAGCGCUUGCAGGCGGUGCAGGCGGCCAUCAUGCUGAUGUCGGAUGAGAACCGUGAGGUGCUGCAGACGCUGCUCUGCUUUCUGAGUGAUGUCACUUCCUCUGUGGAGGAGAACCAGAUGACGCCCAUGAACAUCGCCGUCUGUUUGGCCCCCUCGCUCUUCCACCUCAACAUCCUGAAAAAAGACAAUCUGUCACCCAGGGCCAUGCAGAAGAAGUAUGCCACAGGACGCCCUGACCAGAAGGACCUGAACGAGAACUUGGCUGCCACUCAAGGCCUGGCUCACAUGAUCAUGGAGUGCAACCGGCUCUUUGAGGUAUCUUCUUCAAUCCCCCAUGAGAUGGUGACACAGUCUCGUAACUCGUACGUGGAGGCGGACCUGCAUGCUCCCACCAUGGAGGAGAUGUUUAAGUCUCUGGAGGAGGACGACGGCUCCUACCAGACCCACAUGGAGCUCCGACUGCAGGGGCUCCUGAAGGAGGCGCGCGACAAGGCCAAGGGCUGGGUCUCCUGCUCCAGUGCCGACAACACUGAGCUCUGCUACAAGAAGGUGGGGGAUGGGAACCCUCUGCGGCGGUGGCGUGUGUCCGUGGAGGUGGAGGCCCCUCCGUCGGUGGUGCUGAACCGCGUGCUGCGAGAGCGCCACCUGUGGGACGUGGACCUGCUGCAGUGGAAGAUCCGGGAGCCACUGGACAAGCAGACUGAGGUGUACCAGUACGUCCUCAACCGCAUGCCCCCACACCCCAGCAGGGACUUUGUGGUGCUCAGGUCAUGGAGGACGGACCUGCCCAAGGGCACGUGUUCUCUGGUGUCUGUCUCCGUGGAGCAUGAGGACUGCCCCAUGCUUGGAAUGGUGCGAGCCGUGGUGCUCGAGUCCAAUUACCUGCUAGAGCCUUGUGGGAUGGGCAAGUCCAGACUCACACACAUCUGCAGAGUGGACCUCAAAGGGAGGACUCCGGAGUGGUACAACAAGGCCUUUGGGCAUCUCUGUGCCGCGGAGGCUGCCCGCAUCCGGAAUUCCUUCCAACCAAUCAGCACAGACGGUCCUGAGACCAAGAUCUGAAGUCAAGUCUCCCUUCACAGGACAUCACACGACACAUCAUAAAACCCCAACGUUUUGGAUUCAGACACCCUUGGAAAUGAAUGCUUACAGGAAGGGUGUUGCACAGUUCAGAUACCUAAAUGCUCUUAGAAACCCGUAUGGACCCACGUGGAGCCCUAGUUUCAUGCUUGCACAGUGAAAAAGUGAGAGAUCUCUCUCUCUCUGUCUGGUGCUGGACACUACGUUAUACCCACAAAGGAGCCUCAAAAUCCUGCCAGUGUCUCUUGGUGUCAGUGGGACUGCCAUGAUGUCCACUCUGUUUUUGUUCAAUAUAUUAUUAUAAUAUGUAAUUAUUUGAACAAUCUAUAAUAAUGAUAUGUAAUGUAAUUAGUUCAGAAAUGUUGCUCUUAUACAAUGUAUAGGACAUUUAAGCUCUUAAAAGCUUCUGGGAAGCGAGUGUAUAUCAUUCAUAUUAAAGACAAAGCUAUAUGUCAGAGUAAUAUACUGUUUGUGCACAUGUGUGUAUAUAUAUUUCCCUGUAUGUAUGCCUACAUGCAUUCUGUACAAGUUGUAUAUACUGUAGAUAUAUUACCAUGAAUAUGUAGAUUUUUCUUAUGAAUGUGUAGAUAUAUUUUCCCAUGUAUUGACUAUGUAUUGAUAUCUCUUUUUUGCAUAGAUAUCAUCAUAACUUGUAUGGUACAAAGCAUUACUGAUUUGUAAGCUGGUUUUACUUUAAAUAUUGGUGUAAUUUUAUUUUAUUUUAUUUGAUUGUAAACCCAUGAUGUUUAAAGAUUGAAAGGACAUGGGUUUGGCUUUUGCCGAGCCUGCUCUUGUAGUACUGGACUAUGUUUAGGAAAUGUGGUGGAAACCGUGUUUUUUAAUUAAACUAUUAAAAACUGCA
Molecule: messenger RNA, 5991 nt
Organism: Clupea harengus (Atlantic herring)
Lineage: Eukaryota; Metazoa; Chordata; Actinopteri; Clupeiformes; Clupeidae
Gene: stard13b
Product: StAR related lipid transfer domain containing 13b
Biological process (GO): regulation of Rho protein signal transduction; actin cytoskeleton organization; signal transduction
Molecular function (GO): lipid binding; GTPase activator activity; protein binding
Source: RefSeq, a predicted model, not a curated record